AUGGAAAAGAUAAAAAUUCCCACUUGCAAGUAUUAUGGGAAAACAGACCCAACAGUUCAUCUGUCUGCCUUCGGGGGGCACAUGAUGUUGUACACCAACACGGAUUCCAUGUGGUGCAAAGUGUUCCCUUCCACUCUGGAUGGAAUGGCUCAGAGUUGGUUCAACAAAAUACCGAAGGGAUCGGUUACUUCUUUCAGACAAUUGGCUAUCUUAUUUCGCACCCAUUAUGUUGCUAACAUUGUUAGAGAGCGGAUGAUGGGAGAAUUGAUGUCAUUCGUUCAGGGAUCGCGAGAAUCCUUAAGAGAUUACAUCUCAAGAUUCAAUAUGGAGGCAUCCAACAUACCUAAACUGCAGCAAGAGGUGGCCGUUCUGGCCAUGAUGUCGGGAUUGAAGGAUGGAGACUUCAAAAGCUAUCUAGGAAGAAAGUCUUUCACUACCCUAGCAGAGGUCUUGGGAGAGGCCAACGAGUUCAUUAAAAGUGAGGAGAUCGGAAAGGCGACAGCGCAGAGGAAUGUAGCAGAGGAAGGAAAUCAAGCAAUCAGCAAAAGAAGGAACCAUAUAAGGAGUAUGGAGACAGAAGAGAAGGCCACCAAGGCAGGAGAGAGUGGGGAGGACAAGGUAGAGGAAGAAGUAACGAACAGCGAACUGAAAAGAGAGAUCUUUGCCAUCAGUAAAGAAGAUGAAAGGUGGCAGAGGCCAGCCAAGAUGUACAAUAAGUACAGGGACCCAAAGAAAUAUUGUGACUUCCACGGUGACCAUGGGCACUUAACAGAAGAGUGUACGAAUUUAAAGGACAACAUUGAAGAUCUGAUAAGGCGAGGAUACUUGACACAGUUCAAAGCUAAGAGCUCCUACAGCAGAACCUAUGAAAACAGGGAUAGCGGAGGAAAGAAUGACGAGAAAAGGAUGAACAUCAGGCAAAAUCAACAGGCAUAUGAAAAAAGGUCAUGUGACAUAUUCGUCGUAACAGGAGGGCCUGUGCAUACAGGAACAACAGCUAGUGGGGCAAAAGCUAGCGUGAACGAAAUUUCAACAUCAGGUCAACUAUCACAACUCCGGCAAAUGGCCCGCUCCCCCACCAAUGCCACAGUGCACCUUCACUGCAGAGGAUUGCAAAGGCAUAGUGUAUCCACACGAUGA
Spinacia oleracea (spinach) is the source of this 1140-nucleotide messenger RNA. RefSeq lists its product as uncharacterized. The record is from RefSeq and is a predicted model, not a curated record. The transcript has 2 exons. Lineage: Eukaryota; Viridiplantae; Streptophyta; Magnoliopsida; Caryophyllales; Amaranthaceae. Bases 1 to 1140 code for a protein of 379 amino acids.